Schistosoma bovis is the source of this 582-nucleotide messenger RNA. NCBI's taxonomy places the organism in Eukaryota, Metazoa, Platyhelminthes, Trematoda, Strigeidida, Schistosomatidae. The record is from the annotation of a GenBank genome assembly.
AUGAUGAGUUUCUCAUCUAGGUUGUGUUGUUUGCGAAACCUUACUGGUUUCAGUGACGUCUUUGGACCAGUAUCCAAAGUUUCAGUAGGACUUUUACGACCAUCGUCAAUCGUACGUACAGCCAAAGCAGCUAAAGGUAGUGCGAGCGAAAAAGUUCGUAGGCAAGCUGAAAAGGAAAUGCAGUCGUUUUGGGACAGAAAUGCUACUGAAAGGCGGCCCUGGUCUCCCCACCUUCAGGUUUACUCGGCACCUUUGGUAAUGAGAUUCUCUUUUCUACAUCGGGCGACGGGGAUUGCUAUGGCUAUUGUGUGGUCAUCUGUAGGAAUUGGUGCUUUCUUUUUCACUGGACAUUAUGACUCUAUACUUGAUUAUGUAAAAAACAUGCAUUUGGGUACUUCCGUCAUAACCGCAUGCAAGUUUAUUCUAUGUUACCCGUUGGUUUACCACUAUUUGAACGGGAUAAGACACUUGGCUUGGGACUACGCUAUUGGCUUUCCUAUCAAAACAUGUAAUACGACUGGAUUUAUUGCUUUAGGAUCAUCUUUAGUUGUUUCUGCUAUCUUAGCUUGCAUCCGAUUAUAA